Molecule: messenger RNA, 681 nt
Organism: Salvia splendens (bonfire salvia)
Lineage: Eukaryota; Viridiplantae; Streptophyta; Magnoliopsida; Lamiales; Lamiaceae
Product: SHUGOSHIN 2-like
Exons: 6
Coding region: 310-597 (95 amino acids)
Biological process (GO): meiotic sister chromatid segregation; maintenance of meiotic sister chromatid cohesion
Cellular component (GO): chromosome, centromeric region
Source: RefSeq, a predicted model, not a curated record
CUUUUCCUUUCCGUGAAUUUUCGUUCUUUUUCGUCGCCCACGAAUUCAGUCCGUGUCUAGUUUACUAUUUCAUCCUAAGAGUUGGCGGAUUUCUUGUCUCAAUUCGGGAAUUUUAAGCAAAACCCCAACUGUUAGAUGAAAGGGGAUAAAAUGGCAAAAAGAUCUUCAUUCGGAAGCAUGGUGAGAAGAAGGCUCUCUGAUAUUACUAAUUCUUUGCCUCAGCCAAACUAGCCAGCAUUUCCUGAAAAACAUUUUCAAUCUGAUAAUGCUUCUGCUAAGGAACACAUUGACCAUCUUGUUAAGGAAAAAAUGGCCUUGAUGAAGCUCAUUCAAGAAAAGAACAAAGUUAUAGAAUUGAGUGGAAGUGAGGUCCAAAAUUUGAAAACAUGUCUUCAGAAAAUGCAGCUGCAAAACUGGACUCUUGCUCAAUCAAAUAGUUAUAUGCUAGCGGAAGUUAAUUUGGGCAAACAAAGGUUGAAAGCAUUACAACACGAAGUAGCCUGCAAAGACACACUUCUCAAAACAAAGAUAUUGCAGCUCAAGGUCGGCUUAUUUGUGCCUAUGUUGAACUCAAUUUGCUUAAAUCUUGAGUACUGAACCAUUAGCUGUUGAUGGGGUUCAGUUCUGAUUAUUUGUACCCGAUUCAAACCUUUCAUAUACAUCGAUGACUCGAAACAUAAA